AGAAGGAGACGUGGACCUGUCCGGUCACACAGGCUUUUAUAUUAUCGUUGCUUAUCUGGACUGGAGAUCUAAACAGGCCUCCUAGAUGCUCAGUGUGGCUUUGCUAACUGUCAUAAAAGGAGAGCUCAUUUUCUUCGAAGCUGGUUUGAUCAGGGGUGUGAGGGGUGUUUGCUUAGGAAGAAGUACCGGAACAUGUACCCAAAAUCCAGUGGGCGUUCUGUAGCUCUGUGACCUCUGACCUGAGGCCAUGGUGGAGGCCCAGAAGAGCAGGUGAGCAGGAGUAGCAGGAAUGGUCUGAUCUUUGCAGGGUUCCCUCUCUUCUGAGCGACAGCCCCUGGACUCAUCAUGCUCAUCUGAAGCUUUCAGUCAAGGAACAGUUAAUUGUCUGACAGCUAUGGGAAAUGCCUCCCUUGCUCCCUCCUUCUCCUUCUAUCCCUCCCCUUGUCCUUCUCUUUCCUUUAUUCAUGCUCUCCCGCCCUUUCCCCUCUCUCUCUCUCUCUCUCUCUCUCCCCACUGUCUUCUCUUGCCUGUAUUCUCUCUCUCUCUGUCACAAGUAGGUGUUUCCCUGCGUGAUGAGACCGAGUGUAUAUAGGGCACGAGCGCUCAGGCAAGUUCAGAGUCUUAAGCACGCCUGCCACACGCUCCCUCCUUAGGACUAUUCCUGGUUCUCAUUGCUGCCCAAGUCCCCCACCUCCCGAGUGGAUUUACACUUUUUUGACACUAUCAUGUCAGAAGGAAGAAGGGAAGAAGGAGAAGAAAGGAAGAAGGAGAGGAAAGGGAGGAAAAAGGGGGAAAAGGAGCGCAAGGGAAAAAACAGUGAUUUCACUCAAGGAGCUCCUACAAUAAAGCCUUUGAGGAGGCAAGUGCUGGUGGCAGAAGGAGCCCGGAUAACAGUGAAGUGUGAGGCGUCGGGAAAACCUCCCCUGUCCUAUAAGUGGUACAAAGACGGCACCAUUCUGAAAAAGAGCAAACAAGUCAGGAUCAGAGCCAGGAAGAAAAACUCCAAGGUCCAGAUUGCUAGUGCUCGGCUGGAGGACUCUGGGAAUUACAUGUGUGUAGUGGAGAACGACAGCGGCAGUAGCAACAGCACAAGCACCGUUCAUGUCCAAAGCAUAACCACAGCGUUACCUCCAGGCUCAGGCCACGAAAGAAAAUGCAACGAGACAGAAAAGGGAUACUGUGUGAACAAUGGCGAGUGUUACUUCAUCCAUGGUAUAAAUCAGCUCUCCUGCAAGUGUCCAAAUGACUUUACUGGUGAUCGCUGUCAAACCUACGUUAUGGCCAGUUUCUACCAGUCUCUUGGGAUUGAAUUUAUGGAGGCAGAGGAGCUCUAUCAGAAGCGAGUCCUGACAAUCACAGGCAUCUGCGUGGCUCUGUUGGUGGUGGGCAUCGUGUGCGUGGUGGCCUACUGCAAAACCAACCUCCCCCCUAGGAAACAGAGGAAGAAGAUGCACAGUCACCUGAGGCAGAACAUGUGUCUGGAUCACCCCAAUCGCAGCCUGGCCAACGGGCCCAACCACCCCGGCCCUGGCCCUGAGGAGAUCCCAAUGGUGGAUUAUAUCUCAAAGAAUGUCCCAGCCACUGAGAGAGUGAUGAGAAGCGAAGCGGAGGCGUCGUUUGCUGGCAGCCAUCAUUCUUCCAGAUCCCACAAUUCCUCCACCCGAGCCCACUCCUCCACACACAGACAUGACGAGAAGACGUGGAGCCUGGAGCGGACGGACAGCGUGCUGUCAGACUGUCCUUCGGGCGUGGUCUCGUCCUCUGUGGGCACCAGUAAGUGCAGCAGUCCAGCAUGUAUGGAAGCACGAGCGCGUCGUGCCACUCACUGCGGCUUACCCGAGUCCCGCCGGCCACCGCUGCGCUAUGGAGACUCCUUCGACUCGCUCGACUCACCACACAGCGACAGGUAUGUGUCAGCCCUGACCACACCGGCACGCUUGUCUCCAGUGGACUUCCAUUACUCACUGCCUCCACAGGUGCCUACCUUCCAGAUCACGUCUCCCAAUGCCAGCCAUGCCAUGUCUUUGCCGCCAGCCGCCCGCGCUCCCUACCCACCCGAGGAGGACCAGCCGUUGCUUCGCUGCUACCAGCUGCCUCUGCACGAGGCGCAGCGCCAUGAGCCCUACCAGCAGCGGAUACAACAGCAGCGGGCACGCUCCUACCUGCAGGACAGUGCAGGCAGCCUGCCCUCCAGUCCAUACCGGCUGGCCCAGGACAUCGGCGAGUAUGAGAGCACGCAGGAGUACCCGCCCUCACUGGAGCAACCAAAGAGAAGCAGUGGACGCUGGCACAGGUCCAGACUGAACGGGCACGUGGCACCGCAGGGCUACCAGCCGUCCCGGGACUUGGGCUCGCGCAGCUGCCUGUCGGACAGUGAGUCAGAGGAGGGGGAGGAGGGCGAGAGCACGCCCUUCCUCAGCAUGCAGAACAUAAACACACCCGAGCCCUCAGCCAUCUACAGGCCUGUGCUGCCCACACACACACGGACUUCCCACACACAGAGCAGACACACGCAGCAGCACGCGCGCUCCAAACCGGACAGCGCUGCCCACUAAAGACACAGUCCACCUACCCACCCGCAAAAUCUGUAUACCUAUAGACCUGCACCUAUAAAAAAUAUUUUUUAUUUUAUAUAACUAACAGAUAUUCUAAACAAAUGAAAUAUUUAUUUUCAUUUUAGCAAAAAAAGUUGUCUACUAGUUAACAGCAAAGACUUUUUUUUAUAGGGAAAACUCUAUUUAUAUGUACAUUUUGAUUUACAGCAUAAGAGACGUGCCAAUUUUUUCACAACUUAAAGAAAUAGAAUAAUAUUGUGGUGCCUUUUGCUGUAUGCCGAUGCCAGAGGGCCAGUGGAGUUUUUGUAGCCUUUCUUAUAAGGACGCCUCAUUUUUUAUACGCACUCUUUCUUUUUUUGGCCUUUUGUUUUCCUUAUCCUUGUGUUCUUUUGGGAGCUGACCCAACCAUUUGAGCAGUGACAUUUCCUCCCCUUUCACAUCAUGCAAUAUAAACCGCUCUUAAGGUGUAUGUUUACAAGAAUAUAAUUCACAUGUUUUAAUGAUUAUGUUGCUUUCCUAACAGGAACUUAAUGACAAAUGCAACUGGGACAGGGGCUAUUUUUUUUUCCCAAUGAAACGGAAGGAAAGUAUGUGGUGUGCAUUCAGAUGUCCAACUGAGUGUGUGUACAUGUGCUGCACACCAAUGUAAAGCGUGUGUGAGCAGAAGGAAGGAGAUGUCUAAUUUUCCAGACUAGUGUCCACUUAUCAGACUUCUCACUACUGAAUCAAGAGUCACGAGCUUGUUUUGAUCUGAGAGGUAGAACCCCAUCCAUCUGUAGCAGAUAUGGAGCUUUGGUUGGUGGUUAAGUCAUUGAAGAGCCUCAGCACUCCAAUCCUUUCCUCCCAAACAGUCCUGUUCUACUCUCUCUCAUUCCGUCCUUCUAGCGAGGCUGAUGUAGAGUUGUUUAAUGAGUCCAUUGAAGAAUUUUAGAGGUAAUGGCUAAAACAGAACAUCACACAUUUCUUCCAUUUAAGAGAAACGUGGAAAAAUAGGAAAAAUGUCCUUCAUAAUUUUUUUUUUUCCAAGAAUGAAAGAGAGAGGUGAACAGCCACGUAGUGUCUCAGGACAACCCCUCCUCACCCUUCCUCCCUCCGUCACAGGACUGAAGUAAAAGAACCAUUCGCAGGCUUAUGAAUGUAUAAGCUCCCUCUUCCAUCCCCAUACAUGCUGGGAAUCUCAUCACAACACACACACACACACACACGACAUGACAAAUAGCUGUGAAACUUCCUUGGGGCCAUAAAAAUAUGCCAAAAUAUGCAAGCUUUAUAUUUUACCUUUUGUUUUCUGAACAAACCAUAAUGCAUUGUAAGAAAACUGUGAUGCUUGAUUUGAGUUCGGUGUGCUUGAGUUGAGCUCCCCUUAAUUCUAAUCAAUCAGACCACCAAACCAUGACACAUUUACACACAAGGGCCAUCUCGGAGUCCAGACGAGACCAAACCGGACAGCUCUAGUCCUGCAUGAGUCCGUCGUUCAGGAUGCUCAUAACGUCGAUCAUCUAGAAGUUCCUGAACACUUACUCACGCUAAAAUUGGCCAUGAUGUCCCUGGAAUGUAAAUACAAAGAUUUCAAUGUCAAAUUUGAAGGAACACGCCGUUGGCAUAGAUAAUUCAGGAAAUCUAGAUAAGGGAGGAAUGUAUUGAUGUAGUUGUGAUUAGAUAAGUAAAGGGGAAAAAAAAUUAAAAAACUAGAUCCUAAAAUGUUUCUCUUGCUCUGUUGUGGUGGCACAAAGAGAUAGAGAUAAUACUAAAAGCUAAAUAUAUUAAUAUAAUUUUUUUCUUGCACUUCGAUGACCAGAGUUAAUCUUCUGUUUAUUCCCUGCCCUGGCGUUUUGAAUCCUGUUUGUAUGUUUGAGAAAUGCAGAACCAGACAGUGCUUCUCUAGUUAGUUUUAAAUGUGAUAUCCCUUUCCUCCUCCUCCUACAAAAGGUCCCACUAGACUCUGACAGUUUAUGUUCCUACUGUUUCUUCCUUUUGCGUUUCCUCCUCGCUUGAGAAGUUUGAACACCUCUCCUCUGCAUGUCCUUGUGGUCAAGGUUAAAUGGGUGCAUGGUAAAAAGCAGCAGAUGAUUUUAUUUCUCUCCAAGUCAGUGAAAGUGUAUUUCAUUUAAUAUUCAGCAAUAAAAAAAAAAAGGAGAAUCCCCCCCCCCAUGUCAAUUCUUGGAAUAUGCUAGAAAAAAAAGUGAAAUACAUGCCAGGUUGUCUUAGAUUGUAAAAUAAAAAAUGAAUCCACGUCUUCACAUUGAAAAAAAAUAAUAAAUCCUUCGUAUCAUUUCAA
Neoarius graeffei (lesser salmon catfish) is the source of this 4833-nucleotide messenger RNA. It is a transcript of the gene nrg2a, whose product is annotated as neuregulin 2a. Lineage: Eukaryota; Metazoa; Chordata; Actinopteri; Siluriformes; Ariidae. The record is from RefSeq and is a predicted model, not a curated record. Gene Ontology annotation, molecular function: signaling receptor binding. The transcript has 11 exons. Gene Ontology annotation, biological process: nervous system development; animal organ development; intracellular signal transduction. The coding region runs from base 726 to 2555 and encodes 609 amino acids.